Ctenopharyngodon idella (grass carp) is the source of this 1982-nucleotide messenger RNA. Its product is annotated as kelch domain-containing protein 2-like. NCBI's taxonomy places the organism in Eukaryota, Metazoa, Chordata, Actinopteri, Cypriniformes, Xenocyprididae. The transcript has 14 exons. The record is from RefSeq and is a predicted model, not a curated record. The coding region runs from base 183 to 1460 and encodes 425 amino acids. Gene Ontology annotation, molecular function: protein binding.
CACUAAUAUGGCGGCGUAAUUUUACCAGAGGAUAUUUCCGGUGAGGCCUUUUUCUGCAUUAAAGUAGUUUUAAUUCAUACGAGAAGCGCUACUCAUGACAACAAUCUACCCUCCAUGACUCUCCAUUCGUGUUUCACGCAGAAGUGACAGCAUUACUAGUUUCAGUUCGUUGACUGUCUGACAUGGAAGAAGAUCUUGUACAGAACAUGGAGGAGGAGGAUGAUGAAGAUGAGGAUGAGAGGGUCUUUGAGUGGGAUGCAGGAGAUGAGGAGGAUGCAGACUUCGACUGGCUGCAGGAGGAGCAGGAGGAGGCGUUUGCGUCCAGAGCGAGUCCAGCGGAGCGCAGCGGUCACAUCGCCGUCACAGACGGCUGCUGUAUGUUCGUCUGGGGAGGAUACAAGAAUGCAGAUGCUGAAGCUACUGAAUUUACUGACUUGUACUUGCCGAAGAAUGAAAUCUGGAUCUACAACAUGGAGACAGGAAGAUGGCGAAUGAAGCGUUCGGAGGGCAAGGUGCCGAACUCGAUGUCGGGCAGCUGCGGCUCCAGCGUGGACGGCGUUCUGUACGUGUUCGGCGGACACCAGGCCCGAGGAAACACUAACACAGUCUAUCGUCUGCCGCUGAGAGCGACUGUGCUCCGCUGGGAGAAGAUGAGAGGUCUGACGGGCCUGGCGCCGACCUGCAAAGACAAGCUGGGCUGUUGGGUUCACAGAAACAAGCUGGUGUAUUUCGGUGGAUACGGCUACAUCGCGCAGCCCGGCCACAGAGGAACGUUUGAACUAGAUGAGAACUCGUUCAUGGGCAACCACGCAGGGCGAGGCUGGAACAAUCACAUACACAUUCUGGAUCUGGACACGUUGUCGUGGAGCCAGCCAAUCACAAAGGGAACCGCUCCGACGCCGCGGGCCGCUCACGCCUGCGCCACCAUCGGGAACAGAGGCUUCGUCUUUGGAGGCCGUUACAGGGAUCAUCGUCUGAAUGAUCUGCACUGCAUCAAUCUGGACACGUGGGAAUGGAGUGAGAUGUGUGUUCCUCAACACGGUCCCGCCGGACGCUCCUGGCACUCGCUCACCCCGGUGUCACCUGAUCAUCUCUUUCUGUUCGGCGGCUUCACGACUGACAGAGAAACACUGAGCGACGCCUGGCUUUACUGUGUCAGCACGAACGAGUGGAGGCCGUUUGAUCACGAGCACACCGAUCGACCCAGAUUGUGGCACACGGCGUGUUUAGGUGCUGACGGGGAAGUGUUUGUGUUCGGAGGAUGUGCAAAUAAUCUUCUCUCUCAUCAUCAAGCGGCUCAUAGCAACGAAUUAUUGGUUUUCACGGUUCAGCCCAAUUCGUUGGUCAGGCUCUGUACAGACGUGGCUGUCCGGCACCGGAAACAGCUGGAGCACAUGUGGGACGUCCUGCCCAAAGCCCUGCUCCAUCGGCUCCAGCAGAGAACCAUGGGAGAUUCCUAGAGGACAAUCACAUGAAAACUAUGCCGCAGAGACUUUUAUGACGGGCUCAUUAUUGUAUCUCAUAAUGGAUUGGGAAAGUGAGACUUGAAUCUCAUGUAGCAGAAAAAUGAUUUAUUCCGCCGGACAACACAGCGACGCCCAAAUUGAUUUCAACGUUUUCAGAUACAUUUAUUAUUAACGCCACAUCUACAUUAAAAACGUCACCAUCAAAUACUGGUCAAUGGUCUUUAUUGGUCGUCACAAUUUCUAACAAAAUUUCCCAGUUGUAAGAAUACAAUCAACGCUUUGUGUGGAAAAAAAAAAAAAAAAAAAACUACCAACAUUUGGGGAAUAAACUGAAAUCUGUUUUCCAAACCCACUGAUUCACACAUUUACUGAAAUUAUUUGACAAAUUCCCAUGAUUCAUCACAACUCAAGAUUUUCUGACGCAGAUUUGUACAAAAAGACAAAAUGUUGUAUUGAUGUGUUUUUUUUUUUUGUUUUUUCCAACAUGGAAAAUAAAUGGAGCUGUGUUCACAUUUA